Molecule: messenger RNA, 3127 nt
Organism: Dendroctonus ponderosae (mountain pine beetle)
Lineage: Eukaryota; Metazoa; Arthropoda; Insecta; Coleoptera; Curculionidae
Product: integrin alpha-PS5
Exons: 21
Coding region: 153-3062 (969 amino acids)
Biological process (GO): cell adhesion mediated by integrin; cell-cell adhesion; integrin-mediated signaling pathway
Cellular component (GO): external side of plasma membrane; integrin complex
Molecular function (GO): integrin binding
Source: RefSeq, a predicted model, not a curated record
UUCAUGAUUUGCCCGUUCAGUCAAGCACAUUUGGAUGGUUGUAUUAAUAACAGAUUGUCGACUCAUAAUUAGCAAAUGUAUUAGUAAUCGGAAUUUCAUUUAUUGGCUUUUAUUUGUUUAUUAGCAUUGUGUAGUCAUACGGUGCGCUUGCAAUGAACCUGAAGCUCCGCUGCGGUCUCUUUUUCGCGUACCUGAGCUUUCAAAGCUCGCAGGUGAACGGCUACAGUUUUAACGUCGAAGAUGUGAUAGUUAUUAGUAACGAUUUCGUGAAAAAUACCUAUUUUUCUUACAGCUUGUUGUUGCAAGUUGGUGAUGGUGUUUCGCUAAUAGUGGGAGCGCCAAAAAAUGUUGCUAAUCCAGAUGCAGGAGGCGAUGUCUACAAUUGUGCGAUUAAGGAGGAUAGUUCUUUUUGUACUCAAUAUCCAUUUGGACGUUCCUUGAACUCAACUGUACCAAAUGGAAACUUCUUGGGAAUGUCGAUGGAUGGGGACAGUCACCAACAUGGGCCUGUAGUGAUUUGUGCACCACGAACUCGCUCUCCUGAUACAAAACCGAUGAGCUAUUUCACAAGGGGAUAUUGCCUGUAUAUGAAAAAUAGCUCGCUUAUUUACGAAAAUCCUGCUGUGAUUGCGCCCACUAAUGCGAUUAGUUUGGGAGCUGAUUUGUCCCGUGAUUUAGCUGGAAAGUUAUACUAUAAUCUUGCCUUUGCCAUGGCAGGAUUUGACGUUUUCUUUGCUUCUCCUGAACGAAUUAUAUUAGGAAGCCCUGGAGUCAAGAAAUUUAGUGGGGCCAUAAUGUCUUAUUCAGUGUACGAGAACAAAAUCAUCGGACUGUUCCCCAAAAGAGCCAUGCGAUCAUCAGACGAAGACACGUAUUUUGGUUACUCAACAAUAAUGGCUCACUUCAUCCCUCAGGAAGCUUGGUAUGUUGCGGGAGCGCCUCGCGCCAACGACUUGAAAGGAAAAGUGACUAUCUUCAGCCAGGAUAUUAAUGCCAGUGAAGAAUCUCGGGUGGUGGCCAGUUUCGAAGGAGAAGAACCUGGCGCCUACUUCGGAUCAACUUUGCUAGCCGUAGAUGUGAGCAAUGAUCAAAUUGUUGAUCUACUCAUUGGAGCCCCUACGGCGGCAGGAAAGACUUGGGACGAAGGAAGUGUAUAUUUCUACAAGGGAACAUCCGCUAAGUCGUUUCUUCGCGGAAGAAAAUUGACUGGCCUUGCGAAGAUAGGAGGCAGAUUUGGGUCUGCAAUGGCUGCUGUGGGGGACUUCGAUCUGGAUGGGUUUAAUGAUGUUGCUAUUGCAGCCCCUUAUGAGGACGACGGCGCAGGAGCCGUUUAUAUCUACAGGGGAAGUACCGAAGGACUGACCAAUCACUUCAGCCAAAGAAUAUCCCCAUCUGACUUCCACAUGGACGUAGUCAAUGUGAAAGGCUUCGGAAUGGGCCUGUCCAAAGGCAAUGAUAUUGAUAGAAACGGUCACAAUGACAUCGCCAUUGGGGCCUACAAAUCAGACCAGGCCUUUAUACUGAAGAGUUUCAGCAUCAUCGACUAUCAGGCGCAGUUAUAUCCCGACAUUGCGUCGAUUUCAAACGAAACCGACAGUUUCAAGCUGAAUUUUUGCAUUUUGUACACGGAAAGAAGCGCGCAAAUCAAUCGAAAUCAAAUGGAGUUCCAAAUUGUGAUCGACCUGGAUUAUCGCUCGGUUGUAGACACAGUUUCCAGGACUGUUACUGCUAGUUCAAAAGUGAGGACUUGCACAGAAUUUCACGUGGAAUUAAAGAAAAUAAUGAACAUAUCACCGUUUACAAGUGUUUUGAGCAUUGAAACAUCCACCAAAGGUGUUAUCGCUCAUGGAGAGAAAACACUGAAUUCCAUAGUGCCGUAUUCGCAUGGCUGUGGUGAUGAUAACAUUUGCAACACCUUUUUAACCCUCCAGCUGAAAGCCAGUAGUAACACUUUGGUCUUGGGAUUAAACAAGGAAAUCAGUCUGGAUGUUAAGGUGCAAAAUGACGGAGAACCCGCCUAUCAGUGUUCAGUAAAACUGCACGGUUCUGAUGAAUUGCUCCUCAGAAAUGCAAAAGAUUGCACGAAAAACGAUGAUCAUUAUACAUGUCCGUUUAAUGAGUACAUGAUGCUGGUUGGUUCAAUACAAAAAACCUUUAUUUUCGAUGUGCUCGAAAUCACACCGGAUGUCGCUCAUCUCGACUUCAAAGGCGAAGUCGCCUGUUUGGGCGUAAAUGAUCCCACUAGUAAAACUGAAACUGAAUUGCAAAUUCCGGUAGUUUUGCAUAGUGUUCCCUAUAUUAUUGGGAAAUCGGUGCCCGAAAGCGCCGAGCUAUCGCUCAAAAGCCACAGCGAAAAUGUGGAAGUUUUGCACCAAUUUUCGCUAGAGAAACAUGGUCCUUCUCCGCUGCGAAUCGAUGUGGAUCUUUUCAUUCCUGUCGACCAAUACAACGGGAUUAACAUCUUCAAUGUCACUUCCAUUCAUGGGGCAACCGAUAAUAUCGGGAUAGAUUGUAUGCCUUCGGCUGCGAAAGAGAUUUUGACCCUUCAAGUGCCCCAGGACCUGCCAAUUGCGGUAAACAGGACCUUUUUAAUUAGUUGCGGCUCGGAUUACGGCUGUAUUCGAUAUUCUUGCAAAGGGGAGUUUUUGUAUCAAACUGCAGAGCUGGCAAUAUUUGAAAUCCGAACGCUUGUGGACAUGGAUUCCUUAGCGUUAAAGUAUAAAAGUUUUUUGACGAAAAAGGAUAUUAUAGCGUACGUUCCAGUGGCGCAUCAAGCAACUGAAAGUGGCGGAGUGGCUGCUUGGGGAGUGUUUUUGUUCUUCGCGCAUAGUCCUGCGCCUGUUCCCCUAUGGGUGUUUCUAUUGGGACCAAUCAUCGCUUCUCUUCUACUGGUCUUGAUCUCGUUUGGCUUAUACAAGUGUCAUUUCUUUGAGCGAAACUACAAGGCAAAGUUAGAGCAGGAAAAGGAGCAACAAACCCUAAUUGUGAGCGACAGCGAUACUCAGAGCCAGUCAAUUGAUGAUGAUAUAGUGCUUCGAAACAACGAUUUUGCGAAUAUGUAAAUGUACCAAAGCAAAAUUAUUUGGGAAUGUUUUUUUUAUUACACGCAAAAAACAUUUGGACUGGU